Messenger RNA from Aureobasidium melanogenum CBS 110374, 399 nucleotides. RefSeq lists its product as uncharacterized. The record is from RefSeq and is a predicted model, not a curated record. The coding region runs from base 1 to 399 and encodes 132 amino acids. NCBI's taxonomy places the organism in Eukaryota, Fungi, Ascomycota, Dothideomycetes, Dothideales, Saccotheciaceae. The transcript has a single exon.
AUGGCAAGAAUGGCAACUCAAAUCAUCACCAACUAUGGACCAGAGACUCUCAUCGACAGCAUUUUCCAAACCUUCAAAGCUGUGUUCACUGGCAGCUCGGCCCUCUUCAUUACUUGCGGUCUUCUCAUUGUGUCCGCGCGCCUGCUCAUUCGGCUUGGGUCAUCCAACUACUGGGGCGCGUUGACCCCAGACCAGGGAUUUACAGCGCAAUUCGUCGCUUUCAUGAUGAUCAUCGUACACUGUGCACUCAGUUUGGCUUACGUCCUUCCUGAUGAACCACUACCUACGGCGCCCUCGUUUGCCUGGGCAGUCUGCUGGUCCAUGGCGACACUGUCGGGGGCUUAUGGUGGACUUGGUCUCGGAUUAAUCGCGCUUAUCGUGAUGUCAAAGGCCAUUUGA